This is a messenger RNA of Symphalangus syndactylus (siamang), 1664 nucleotides long. RefSeq names its product tubulin epsilon and delta complex 2 (gene TEDC2). NCBI's taxonomy places the organism in Eukaryota, Metazoa, Chordata, Mammalia, Primates, Hylobatidae. The record is from RefSeq and is a predicted model, not a curated record.
GGCGUGGCUCUUCAGAGGCGGCAAAUUGCAAGGAGACGCCGCCGCCUUCAUGCUGCCGGCGGACUGCUCGCGCCGGCUGGUGGCCGAACUGCAGGGCGCCCUGGACGCCUGCGCACAGCGACAAUUGCAAUUGGAGCAGAGCCUGCGCGUUUGCCGUCGGCUGCUGCAGGCCUGGGAACCAACUGGGACCCGGGCUUUGAAGCCACCUCCAGGGCCAGAAACUAAUGAAGAGGACCCCCUUCCAGCAUGCACACCCAGUCCACAAGACCUCAAAGAGUUGGAGUUUCUGACCCAGGCACUGGAGAAGGCUGUACGGGUUCGAAGAGGCAUCACUAAGGCUGGAGAAAGAGACAAGGCCCCCAGCCUGAAAUCUAGGUCCAUUGUCACCUCUCCUGGCAUGACAGCCUCCGCCUCACCCCAGUCCCCAGGCCAAGCUGGUGGCCGUGCUUCAGACACGAGACCCACCAAGGGCCUCCGCCAGACCACCGUGCCUGCCAAGGGCCACCCUGAGCGCCGGCUGCUGUCAGUGGGGGAUAGGACCUAUGUUGGGAUGGGAGCCCGAGCCCCCAGGCCUGGGGCGGGCCUCAGGCACCAGCAAAUGGCCCCAUCGGCUGCUCCUCAGGCCCCAGAAGCCUUCACACUCAAGGAGAAGGGGCACCUGCUGCGGCUGCCUGCAGCAUUCAGGAAAGCAGCUUCCCGGAACUCGAGCCUGUGGGCCCAGCUCAGUUCCACACAGACCAGUAAUUCCAUGGAUGCCGCUGCUGCCAAAACCCAGUUCCUCCAGAACAUGCAGACAGCUUCAGGCGGGCCGCAGCCCAGGCUCAGUGCUGCGGAGGUGGAGGCUGAGGCGGGGCGCCUGCGGAAGGCCUGCUCACUGCUGAGACUGCGCAUGAGGGAGGAGCUCUCGGCAGCCCCCAUGAACUGGAUGCAGGAGUACCGCUGCCUGCUCACGCUGGAGGGGCUGCAGGCCAUGGUGGGCCAGUGUCUGCACAGGCUGCAGGAACUGCGUGCAGCGGUGGCGGAACAGCCACCAAGACCGUGUCCUGUGGGGAGGCCCCCCAGAGCCUCGCCGUCCUGUGGGGGUGGAGCGGAGCCUGCAUGGAGCCCCCAGCUGCUUGUCUACUCCAGCACCCAGGAGCUGCAGACCCUGGCGGCCCUCAAGCUGCGAGUGGCUGUGCUGGACCAGCAGAUCCGCUUGGAAAAGGUGCUUCUGGAAGAAGAGGUCCUGAUGGCUGAACUCCUCCCCCUGGUAAGCGCCGCACAGCCGCAGGGGCAGCCCCGGCUGGCCCUGUGCCGGGCUGCACACAGCCUGCUCUGCGAGGGAGGAGCACGUGUCCUCACCAUCCUGCGGGAUGAACCUGCAGUCUGAGUCUUUCCCAUGCUGCCCUCAGCCCUGUUUAGAUGGGGAUUGGGGGUGUCUUCCCUGGCACUGUGCUCGGGACCCAGAGAUGCCUAUGCUUCCCUGGGAAACCUGGUGAACUGGACCAGGUGGCCUCACUGGCUCUUCUCAGGACAACUAAGCCUGCUAGUCAGGGCUGCCUUUCAGCCUUCCCAAGGCUCUUGGACUCCAGAGGCCAGUGGGGAGCCUUUCCUGGCUCCCUCUGUUUUCUGUCACUGUAAACCAAAGAGCUGCUUGUGUGAUAUUAAAGCCACUUUAGAAAGCA